CUUCAAACCAGAGUCCAGAGAUGAUGAGUACAAACUUCAGAAUCCAUCCAGACUUGUCCAGAAGAAUGUUAGGUUAAUAAAAAAAAAAAACGAUAACCCAUCUCGUCCACGUGUCAUCUCUUUCCUCGACGAGUCACGAAGUUUCUAUAUUUAGAACCAACAUUUACAUAUAUAUAACCAACUCCCCUGCAUUUCUAAUCUCAUAGAAAUCAAACAAACAGUUCAAUAAUUUGUUUGAGAUUGUAUUAAGAAAUUGUCUUUGCGAAUUGAUUAGUGAAUAUUUUUUGGGUAUUUGUGAGAUGUGGCAGACGUGGAAUACGCCUUACCGGAAAGAUGACGUGGAGGGCGGAGCAAGGGCGUUGUAUCCGACGAUGUUGGAGAGUCCAGAACUCCGCUGGACUUUUAUUCGGAAAGUUUACUCUAUUUUGAGUCUUCAACUUCUUCUCACAAUUGCAGUUGCCUCUGUAGUUGUUACAGUUCACCCAAUUGCACAUUUCUUUGUGUCAACUGGGGCAGGGUUAGCUCUGUAUAUUGUUCUUAUAAUCACUCCCUUCAUUACAUUGUGCCCAUUGUAUUACUAUCACCAGAAACAUCCAGUCAACUUUUUGAUUCUUGGGUUGUUUACAGUUGCUUUAGCCUUUGCUGUGGGAUUGACUUGUGCGUUCACUAGUGGCAAGGUAAUAUUGGAGUCCGUCAUAUUGACGACAGCAGUGGUGCUUAGCCUAACAGUGUACACAUUCUGUGCAGCAAAGAGAGGCCACGAUUUCAAUUUUCUAGGACCAUUCUUAUUUGGUGCUCUCAUUGUUCUCAUGUUGUUUGCCUUCAUCCAGCUUCUGUUCCCAUUGGGUAGGAUCUCUGUGAUGAUCUAUGGGUGUCUAGCCUCAAUUUUAUUCUGUGGAUACAUCGUUUAUGAUACAGACAACCUAAUCAAGCGCUAUACUUACGACAAAUAUAUCUGGGCUGCAGUUGCCUUGUAUCUAGACGUUAUCAAUCUCUUCCUAUCUAUAUUGACUAUCUUCAGAGCUUCUGAAAGUUAAGGGAGACAGCCAUACAUAUGAUUAUCUUUUUCCUUUUUUAUUUAUGGUCUUAUAAGUUAUUUGGGUGCAAUAGUAGUCGGUGCAUAGAUGUAAUUGGAUACUAUGACUCAUGUAUGUUUUUAUAUACUAUAAAGUUAAAAGAAGCUUCUUUUAGAAGCUUUUCCACCUCCCAUCCUCACCAAUCCACCCUACCCUACCCACCCUACCCUUGAUCUUAUCUGCUCUUGGGGUUCUAAACCUUAAGCUACUCGAGCAUCAAAAGGUUGUUAUCUGUUGGUUUUGGUAAUGAAGUUGUAUUGAUUGCACCUGCGGACUCAAAAUUUAUACAUUUGUUUAGUCAAGUAUACGUAAACUGACUCGAAUACUGUUAAUUUA
Messenger RNA from Nicotiana tabacum (common tobacco), 1412 nucleotides. RefSeq names its product protein LIFEGUARD 4. Gene Ontology annotation, cellular component: membrane. Lineage: Eukaryota; Viridiplantae; Streptophyta; Magnoliopsida; Solanales; Solanaceae. The record is from RefSeq and is a predicted model, not a curated record.